UCCCCCACUCUGCCUGUACGACGUGUUCGAGCCCUUGACUGUGUAUGAAGACGUUUCUGUACAUAAACAGGAGCCCUGUGUGUGAAAUGAGAGCGACGCGGAGGCCGGUCCUGCUGCUGUGGCUGCUCCUCUGCUCCGGGGCCGGGACCGAGGCCAUAGAGCCCGUCAGCACCACUAUCGCGGUCGGCGUGGCCGCGACCCUGACGGCGUUCAUCGCCAACUACAGGAACAUUUUCAACUACUUCUACGAGUGCUGCCACCCCGAGUGGAUUGUGUUCAACCGGACAGGUCUCGAGGCUGACCUGAGGAGUAAACUGUUUGGACAGCACAUCGCGUCACGCAUCAUCUUGAAAGCUGUGGAUGGGUUCAUGAACAAUGACAACCCGAAGAAGCCCCUGGUGCUUUCUCUGCACGGGUGGACCGGCACAGGGAAGAACUUUAUCAGCAAGCUGAUUGCUAAUAACAUUUACAAGGAGGGAACCAAGAGCAGCUUUUUUCAUUUAUUUGCAUCCACGUAUCACUUCCCACAUUCAAGUCAAUAUGAGCACUAUAAGUCUCAGUUAAAGGAGUGGAUCAAAGGGAAUGUCACCAGCUGUGAACGCUCCAUGUUCGUCUUUGAUGAGAUGGACAAGAUGCAUCCUGGUUUGAUUGACGGCAUUAAGCCAUUCCUGGACUACUAUGAGAAUCUGGAUGGAGUUUCAUAUCGGAAAGCAAUCUUCAUCUUCCUCAGCAAUGCUGGGUCCGACAGAAUCGUCGAAACAGCUUUAGAUUUUUGGAAUUCAGCAAAAGCUCGAGAGGACAUCCAGCUGAAAGACCUGGAAUCCUUGCUCUCUAUGUCGGUGUUCAACGACCAACAAAGUGGAUUUUACCGUACAAGUUUGAUUGACAAGAACCUGGUGGACUUCUUCGUCCCCUUGCUGCCUCUGGAGUCCCGGCACAUCGUCCAGUGCACCAUGGCCGAGAUGAUAUCCAGAGAAAUGAAGCCAAACCUGACUUUGGCAGAAUUAGUGGCCAAGGAUUUAAUCUAUUUCCCCAAAACUGAGAGGGUCUUCGCUGCGACAGGCUGCAAGACGAUAGAAAGCAAGCUGGACUACUACUUGUAACAUCACCAUGGGAUGGACCUUCAAACACUGCACUUUUUAAAAUGAGAACCCGCUCUCAGCCAAAUGACUAAAGAGGGGGAGUCGAGACACCUGUAGAGGGCUUCUUCAGAGGUUUCUGUGUGAGCCCGUAUCAUCUUCUAUGCUACAUCUCGCUUACACUGAAUGACGGGGCUAAUGGAAGCACACAGUGCCAGCUGAAUGAAGAAAACAAUAAGAUAAGACCGCCGUCCUUUGUAACGGAUGAAGAGGUUUCUUCAGUUUUUUUUACGUCACACAACAGUGAGUUUUAAAGAUGCCGUCGUUUUGCUGAGUCUUAAAGGUGCCCUGAUCUAGGUUCGUGGUUUCCUGGUUAACACUUGCCUUAAUUCUUACUGUUAUGAUUUUCGUAGUAUCUGCUGUCCUUUUUAUGAAUGUCCACGAGUUCAUUAGCCGUUGGACUGAAACUCUCACUGUUCAAAUACGGAACUAUAUGAUGCAAAAAAUUGUAUUGUAUAAUAUCGGCAUUACCAACACCGACUUUUUUUAUGCUGCACGGCCACGGACUUUUGAAAUCUGGUUUGGUUUGAUACAUUGCAAAACACAGUAUGAGUGAGACAGUACAUUAUUGAAAUUGUUGUGUACAUAGUAAAAUAUUGAAAUAUCUAGGUGAACAUUUUUCUAAGGAUAAUCAUACAGAGCAUCUUUCUACACAAUGUCUGGAGCUGUGAAUGAGCUCAGGAUAAUAUAACUGCUACACAAAAAAAUGUAAUUUACCAAAAUUAUUUUUAUCGUUAAAAAAAGAAAUGCAGAUGUUUCAUGAUUUUUAAAAGGAGUUAAUAUUAUGCCCUAGUUUACCGACAAUGUUUUUUUUAAUCAAAUCACAAUACCUUUCUUUAUUGCAGUUUUUUUCAUAGUCAUUCAAAGCCCUGCCUAAACAAUUUGAAAGAUUUUCUUAUGUUGGUUUUUCUAAAUCUGCAUUGACACUUAAAAAAGCUUCAGCUAAAUCUGUGCAGGAACUGUAUAGCUGUGGAUGUGAAGCUGACGUCUGCAAGCGUCUUUCCUAACUUUCUUGUUUAACACCACCUGGAAAACAAAUCGCAAAUAAAAUAAGAAAUUUUA
Molecule: messenger RNA, 2201 nt
Organism: Limanda limanda (common dab)
Lineage: Eukaryota; Metazoa; Chordata; Actinopteri; Pleuronectiformes; Pleuronectidae
Gene: tor1
Product: torsin family 1
Exons: 5
Coding region: 45-1103 (352 amino acids)
Biological process (GO): protein localization to nucleus; nuclear membrane organization
Cellular component (GO): endoplasmic reticulum lumen; endoplasmic reticulum; nuclear envelope
Molecular function (GO): ATP binding; ATP hydrolysis activity; kinesin binding
Source: RefSeq, a predicted model, not a curated record